Enterobius vermicularis (human pinworm) is the source of this 219-nucleotide messenger RNA. NCBI's taxonomy places the organism in Eukaryota, Metazoa, Nematoda, Chromadorea, Rhabditida, Oxyuridae. The record is from the annotation of a GenBank genome assembly.
AUGGAGAACGAAGGGGAAACACAGAAAAAUGAAAAGGUUUCAUGGAUGAACCGUUUGGGGGGUGAUUGGUUGAAAACUGACAAACAAUUGUUCCGUGGCCAUCGGUUGCAACGCCAACCAAAAACCAAAAAGGGCCGGAAAGGGAAGGGGAAGGAGGGAGAAAGCGGACAGCCGGGAAAAAUUGGCGGAGACGUAACGCAAAACCUUCACUGGCACUAA